GCACCAGAUGUGACCAAGUCACGGAAACUGAAAACCGAUCAUCUGUUUCAUGUAGAUGACCAUGAUUUCACCAUGAGGCCAGCAUUUGGAGGCCCUGCAAUUCCUGUUGGAGUCGACGUACAAGUUGAGAGUUUGGACAGUAUUUCAGAAGUAGAUAUGGAUUUCACAAUGACCUUAUACCUUAGACACUACUGGAAAGAUGAACGGCUGUCCUUCACCAGCACCACAAAUAAAAGCAUGACCUUUGAUGGACGACUGGUGAAGAAAAUCUGGGUGCCUGAUGUGUUCUUUGUCCAUUCUAAGAGGUCUUUCAUUCAUGACACCACUACAGAGAAUAUCAUGCUUCGAGUUUUUCCUGAUGGUCAUGUACUUUACAGUCUCAGGGUCACUGUAACGGCCGCAUGUAAUAUGGACUUUAGCCGCUUUCCUUUGGAUUCACAGACUUGUUCACUGGAACUGGAGAGCUAUGCCUAUACCGAUGAAGAUCUGAUGCUGUACUGGAAGAGUGGGGACGAGUCUCUCACCACAGAUGACAAGAUUUCCCUCUCACAGUUUCUCAUUCAGAAGUUCCACACUACCUCUCGGCUGGCUUUUUACAGCAGCACAGGAUGGUACAAUCGGCUGUACAUAAACUUCACUCUUCGGCGCCACAUCUUUUUCUUCCUGCUGCAGACUUAUUUCCCUGCCACACUUAUGGUCAUGCUGUCCUGGGUCUCAUUUUGGAUUGAUCGAAGAGCUGUGCCAGCCAGAGUCUCACUGGGUAUCACCACUGUGCUCACCAUGUCAACCAUUAUCACUGGAGUGAAUGCCUCCAUGCCCAGAGUCUCCUACAUCAAAGCUGUGGACAUUUACCUGUGGGUCAGUUUUGUGUUUGUGUUCCUGUCGGUGUUGGAGUAUGCAGCUGUCAAUUACCUGACAACUGUUCAGGAGAGGAGGGAACGCAAGCUCAGAGAGAGGUCUCUACCCUGCACAUGCGGUAUGUCCCACACGAGGACCAUGAUGCUGGACGGGACAUACAGCGAAGCAGACACCAACAGCUUGGCCGGUUACACUGAGGCUCCAAUGGUGUCUGAGGAGGAGCCAGAGAAACAUGAGCAUAUGACAGUGACGCUGUCUGUCAGCAGCGAGUCCACAACUACCAAGAAGAAGCGUCUUCGGGCCUUCCAAAUCAUCCAGAACACCCAUGCCAUUGACAAGUACUCACGGAUGAUUUUUCCAGGAUCUUACAUCUUUUUCAACUUGAUAUACUGGUCGGUGUACAGCUGA
Molecule: messenger RNA, 1266 nt
Organism: Chanos chanos (milkfish)
Lineage: Eukaryota; Metazoa; Chordata; Actinopteri; Gonorynchiformes; Chanidae
Gene: gabrr2a
Product: gamma-aminobutyric acid type A receptor subunit rho2a
Exons: 8
Coding region: 73-1266 (397 amino acids)
Biological process (GO): monoatomic ion transmembrane transport
Cellular component (GO): membrane
Molecular function (GO): extracellular ligand-gated monoatomic ion channel activity; transmembrane signaling receptor activity
Source: RefSeq, a predicted model, not a curated record